Molecule: messenger RNA, 4929 nt
Organism: Loxodonta africana (African savanna elephant)
Lineage: Eukaryota; Metazoa; Chordata; Mammalia; Proboscidea; Elephantidae
Gene: GSTCD
Product: glutathione S-transferase C-terminal domain containing
Exons: 9
Coding region: 343-1908 (521 amino acids)
Cellular component (GO): cytoplasm
Source: RefSeq, a predicted model, not a curated record
CCCGGCGCCCGCCGACUCUGAGAGCCGGAAAAGAAAGUUCCUGCAGCAGGGCCGAGGGGGGGACGUUUUGACGGUGCGACAGCAGGAAGUGACGCACCCAUUCUUCCGGUCCGCUGGAUUAUGAAUGACGGCUAACGCCGGUAUUGCCCAGACGCGUGGCCUGCUGUUUCUUUCUGGGCCCUUGUGGAAGCUAGUGGUUCGCGGGAGGCGGCUCCCAGAAUCGGCCUCCGAAUCUCGGCUGGGGCGGGACGGGAAGGCGCAGGCAGCCCGCGUCGCCCGCACGCUCACGCACCCUCCCUGCCUGGCCGCCUCUGCGACCAGGUGAACCAAUGAAAGAAGAAGAUGAAAGGCAUUGAGAAAAGUCUUACAGAAGAAUAUCUCUAUCUGGACUUUUCUCAUCAAACAGAAGGCUGCAUCUUUCCUCUGCAUACAUCUGUAACUGUAUUUUUGUUGUUGUACUGUGACUGCAAAAUUUUUAAAGUUUGCUUAGUCCUCACCAGAGAAAGUACAGAGAUUUCCCUAAUAAGAAAUGUAUUGCCCCAGGAUGUUGAAACACAGAUGAUUUCAAGGGAAGAGCUUCCACCAAUAGUCCAGAAUUGUUGUUUACCUGCAGUGGUGGAAAGACCAGGCAAUUUUUGUAGGGCGGGACUGGCCGUUGUACUAAGGUACAUCAUUCAGAAAUCAUAUGAAGCAGAUCCCUCAAAGAAGGAAAUGUUGGAACUACUGGGUUUUAAAAAGACUUGCUUGAAAGCCUGUGCUGAAGUUAGUCAGUGGACCAGGCUUUGUGAACUCACCAUCCCUUUGGCUAUUGAGAAUUUCCUCAGAGAGUCUUCUGAACAGCCCUCGGCGAUCCCUGUAGAAAUAUUACAGCUAGAGAAAAAACUCAGUGAGCCUGUUAGAGUACACAAUGACGACAAACUCCGUAGGCAGAAGUUGAAGCAACAGAAGGCUGCUGGAGUUGGACUUUCCCUUGGUAAGGACGAAGCAAAGAGCAAGGUCUGUAAUCAGGAAACAUCUGAAGAGUUGGACUCUCCAUCCAAGAGCCUGGAACUGGAAGUGGCAUUCUCAAAGCUCACAGCACAGGAAGAACCAGUCACUGCCAACAGGGAGCCUUCUCACAUCAGAAAAGCAAAAGCCUCUGACCUUCCACCUCUGGAGCACGUGUUUGCAGAAGGGCUUUACUUCACGUUGGCAGAUAUCGUGCUCUUGCCCUGUGUUCAUCAUUUUUUGGUAAUUAUAUGCAAGAGACAUUCUGAAAAGCUGGUAGAAUUUCCAUUGCUGGCAUCUUGGUACCAUAGGAUUCAGGAAGUGCCCAAAGUAAAAACAACAGCUUCUAAGUGUGGAAUCCAAUUUCUUGAACUACCAGAGUUGCUGACGACCUCAAAUGAGCAGCAUCCAAGUGAGGUCUUGGGUGCAGAGGAGCAAAAUGAUCCUUCGUUUAUAGGAGGACCAAGACCAACUAUGACCAAGUUAAUGAAAAAAGGCAUUGAAGUGAUGUUUUCUCCUCACCCAUGUCCUACCUGGACCCUUGAUUGGAAUAAUCUUCCUGCAGCUGUGAGCCCAAAGGAAGGUAAAAUGUCCAGUGAUCGAGCACUGAGGAAGCAGCAGCAGCUAAACAACCUUGUCUAUAUGGUGAAAAAUCAAGCCAGACCUGGUGACAGAAUUGUGGAUUUCUGCAGUGGUGGGGGCCAUGUUGGAAUUGUGCUUGCUCACAUGCUGCCAUCAUGCCAGGUUACGUUAAUAGAAAACAAGGAAUUAUCUUUAGUUCGUGCUAAGAAGAGAAGUGAUGAACUAGGUUUAAGCAACAUUUGGUUCAUUCAAGCAAAUAUGGAGUAUUUUACAGGGAUGUUUAAUAUUGGGGAAAAAGAUGGAAACAGCCUAGAUGCCCAUCAACAGAUGAAUGGAUAAACAAACUGUGGUACAUGCACACAAUGAAGUACUAUGCAACGCUAAAGAACAACGAUGAAUCUGGAUGCAUCUGGAGGACACUAUGCUAAGUGAAGUAAGGCAAUCACAAAAAGACAAAUAUUGAAUGGGACCACUACUAUAAAAACUCAUGAAAAGUUUACAUACAAAAAGAAACAAUCUUUGAUGGUUACAAGGGAGGAGAGGGGUUGGGGAUGGAAAAACAUAGACAAUCGAUAAGCGGUAACUUUGGUGAAGGGUAAGACAGUGCAAAAUACUGGGGAAGCCAGCACAACCUGUACAAGGAAGGGCCAUGGUAGCUCCACCCCAUAGGCACAUCCAGAUUCCCUGAGGGACCAAAUUCCUGGGCUGAGGGCUGUGGAGACCAUGGUCUCAAGGAACAUCUAGCUCAAUUAGCAUAAUAGAGUUUGUAAAGAAAAUGUUCUAUAUUCUACUUUGGUGAGUAGCGUCUGUGGUCUUAAAAGCCUGUGAGCGGCCAUCUACUCCAAUGGUCUCAUCCCUUUGGGAGCAAGGAAGAAUGAAGAAAACUAAAGACACAAGGGAAGGAUUAGUCCAAAGACCUAAUGGACCACAUCUACCAUGGUCUCCACCAGACUGAGUCUCGUAUGACUAGAUGGUCCCUGGCUACCACCAAUGACUGCUCUGACAGGUAUCACAAUAGAGGGUCGCAGAUAGAGCUGGACAAAAAUGUAGAACAAAAUUCUAACCCAAAAAGAAAGACCACACUUGCCCUGACAGAGACUGGAGAAGCCCUGAGAGUAUGGCCCCCGGACACCCUUUCAGCUUGGUAAUGAGGCCACUCCUGAGGUCCACCUUCAGCCAAAGAUUGAACACGCCCAUGGAACAAAACAAGACUAAAGAGGCACACCAGCCCUGGAGUGGGGACUGGAAGGUAGGAGGGAACAGGAAAGCUGGUAAUAGGGAACCCAAGGUUGAGAAGGGGACUGUUGACAUGUCAUGGGGUUGUUAACCAAUGUCAUACAACAAUGCGUGUACUAACUUUUGAUGAGAACUAGUUUGUACUGUAAACCUUCAUAUAAAGUUCAAUGAUAAAUAAAUAAGUGAAAAAAAAUUCUGUAAUUUGUGCCACAAUAUAUGAAGAUAGGAUGAUGGGGGAAGGGUGGGGUGGGAAAAUGAUAAAUUAUUUAGUAGAGAAGAGGAAGAUCAAACUUAAAUGCUUGAGGGAAUGGGGUAGUGUCUUAGGUUGGGCUCUCUAGAGAAGCAAAAUCAGGAAAGUGUAUAAAUACAUACAGAGAGAGAUUUAUAACAAGAUUUGUAUUAAGGAAAUGGCUGGCGUGGUUGUAGAGACUGAAGUGUCCCAAGUCAGUGGGUCAGCGUAGAGGCUUAUCCUGAUUCAUGUACUUCAGGGGCUGGCAAACUUAAGAUCAGCAGGUUAGAGAGCAGGGCUCUUGCUCACAGGCUGCAAAGAUGGAUGCAUCCCAAGAUAGGCAGGCAAGACUGGAGGUAAGCUGCUAGCUCAAGUCCCAAGAUCUGGAGCUCAGAUGAAUAGGAGCCAACUGCAGUAUCCAGAGGGAGCAAAAGCCCACAAUCCUUGCCAGAAUGUCCACUUUUAUUCAGUGCAGACCACACACCCAAGGAAACUCCCUAUCAACUGACUGGCUAGUCACAGCAGAUCCCAUAAUGGAACUGAUCACAUCAUAUCAAAUUUCAUCAUGGAAGUGAUCACAACAUCAUACGACUGCCAAACCACUGAGAUCAUGGUCCAGCUAAGUGACAUACAACCUUAACCAACACAGAUAGGAAGAGGGCUCUCGGGAAGCAAGUCACUUUGCUUCCACUGAAUUCCAGAAAAGUUCAGGAAUUCAGGACAACCAGAAAUGUCUAGUUGGUGAUAAGGAGGAGCUGAAGUCACGUUUAUUUAAAAAUAUUACACCUACUCCUCACUUAUCAACUGUCUUAUCAUCUGACAUUUCAUAUUCAUGACAAGCAUAAAAAAUCUACUACUGGACUAUUUUGCACAUUAAUUACAUACCUGUGGCAGUAACGAACACUGAGGUGCAAGGCGAGCAUAACACUGGCUGUGAUGGUUAAGGAUAUGUGUCAUCUUAGCUGGGCCAUGAUUCUCAAUGGUUUGGCAGUUAUGUAAUGAAGUAGUCAUCUUCCACUUUGUGAUCCAAUGCAGUCAUCCUCCAUUUUCUAAUAACACUGAUUUUCACAUAGCGACCUGGUCUUUGGCACCUAACCAAGUUGAUGAGUCAGGAGUAGACAUACUUCGAGAUCCAUAUUUCCACCCCUGUCUUUUGUAGACAAUUAAAUUAUUCUCCCACUCCUGCAAGAGACUGGAAGUUUAAUCUGUGAAGAAAUGAAACCAGAGAAGCUCCAAGUAUGAGAAUACCAAGCACAGCGUAGGGCGCGGGCGAUGUGCAUAAUGUAAACAAGGGGCUCAGUCUGCAUACUGAAUGAUUCAUCUCUCCCAUACCCCUCCUGACCCCUAAUUACAGAACCUCAGAAACCAGGCUGAUUUCCCCAAUCAAAGGAAUUAAAAGAGCCUCUUCUGCAGAAACAGAACCGUCACCAGAGAAAGAAGUACAGGCACUACAUAUGUAACUUAAAAAAAAAAUUUUUUUUUUAAUCUAGCUGGCUACCUGAUCACCCCAUCACUAAUGAAACCCACCAAUCUUUAAGCUUUAUCCUUUCAUUCAGAACUUCCAAUCAAUUUUUAGUGAUUCACUCUUGACUAUGAACUGACAGCCAAGGAACACAAAACAUGCAAGACUCCCAAUAAACUGAAGUCAUGUUUAUUCAGAGAUGGAAGAUAGAGACCAAGCAACAAACAUGACAAAAGAUCUUAUUCAGGGAAAGAUCAGAGAAGAUGUUGCAUUAAUAAAACAAGGAUAGAAUGAAAAAUGAAAAAAGAGAACAAGAAAGAACCUCUUGGAAAUUAAAAAAGAUAUGUUAGCCAAAAUAGAAAAUUUGAAAGAUGAAGUGUAGAACAUCAUCCAAAACAACAGGAAAAACAAAAACAAAGAAAUGAAAAGAGGA